This is a messenger RNA of Saccostrea echinata, 2221 nucleotides long. RefSeq lists its product as uncharacterized. The record is from RefSeq and is a predicted model, not a curated record. NCBI's taxonomy places the organism in Eukaryota, Metazoa, Mollusca, Bivalvia, Ostreida, Ostreidae. The annotation marks the transcript as partial. The transcript has a single exon.
GUCAUCAACAGUAAGACAGCCAUGCAGCAUAUAUCAGAGUCAGUGUUUGUGGGACUGUGUCAUAAAGUGGGGACCUCUCAACUGGUGGCCAUGAGGAGAGAUGUGCUGGACAUCAAUGAGGUGGUGGAAAAACAAGUGAAAACAAGUGAUGAUGAGUACAGUGUGUUGUUGAGUGGAAGUUACAGAGAAGGAUUUAGACUGGAAGGAUCAGAUAUAGACAUGAUGUUUUGGUUAAAUAAUCACCGUGUGAUCUGGAAUUUAUCUCAGUCUCAGUAUUACAACACACACAGACAUACACUGAUCCUCUAUGACUGUUCCGAUAGUCCACCAGGAUUCACUUUGCUAUAUUUACUGACGCCAAGUAUCAACAUAGUUGCCCAACUAGCUUGUAUUAGAAUGAAUAACAAACAUUGCAUAUCUAGUUCUAUAUACAGACAGAUCAUGUGUUCCGCAUCACCAUCUAAUACUAUUCCACAUGGACUAUGUUCCAGUGGAACGUCUAGAAAACUCGAUUAUGAUAAUGCUCACAGUUUUGUUUGUGACUUUUGGCAUCCAUCUGCCUCCUCAUGGAUAGACAGAUGUCACUCAUGGCCCCAGUCUCGUAUUGUAAAUGAUAUAGUGAAAAAUGGAUGUCACUUUGUAGCGAUCGGACAUAAGGUAGGAUGUCAUGAAGACCAUGAAUGGAGAAUUUCUUUCUCUCUGGCAGAACAGAAACUUGUGUAUGCAAUGAGCCACUGUCAAUUCUUAACUUAUGGCUUACUUAAAUUGUUCUUAACAGAAAUAAUUAGCAGUGAUGUAGGUGAAGAUGAUAAAUUACUGUGUUCCUAUCACUUGAAGACUGCAGUUUUCUGGGCGAUUCAACAAAAUACAAUAGCUCACUGGUGUCCAGAAAAUCUCCUGGAAUGUUUCUGGGUCUGGUUUCAACUCAUCCUCAAAUGGGUGUAUGAGGGGGUCUGUCCUAAUUUCUUCAUCCCAGAAAAUAACAUGUUUCUGAGUAAAAUUUACGGUGAAGCACAAAAUCAAUUAUUUAUCAGAUUGUAUGGGUUGUAUGAGAAGGGUAUAGCAUUCCUGCUACACAGUCCCUCCAAUAGGUCUUCUAUUAUAAAUGGCCUCCAUAACCCCAGACUCUCCAUCUGUACAGAUGAGCAUACUCUAAUUUCUGAGGUUGAUUUUGAUGUUAAUCUUUUUUCAGAGAUACACCGUUCUGGUACAUUACACAAAUUGAACUUACAAAGGUGUAUGAGGUAUCUACAUACAAUAGAACGGUCGUUGGGUUUACUUAAUAUGACACCCUAUCAAGUCCUUAUGCUACAGAAACUUACAGCUUCUGAUCUUCAGAAAGCAGCCCUUUUAUUGCAAAUGAAGACUUGCACACAAGAAAACAAAUUGAGGUAUAGAGCUGACAAAUUCUCCUGUCACAUGCUGAAUUUAGCAGCCAAGUUUGGUUGUAUUACUGACAUGAUGUUUAUAGCCAUGUAUUAUUACAAGACCCUAAGAUACAUUAAAGUUUUAUCUAUUAUAGAGAUGAUCAAGGUCAAGUUAGCACAGCCAUAUGUGAUGUAUAACUUUAAAGUAGAUACAGAGAUGUAUACUGAGGCUGUAGGGGGACAUUCAUGGUCUACAAAGAUGAGACAGGCUGUAGCAUGGAAUAUUGAACCUGAAAAUAAAAUCCAUUACAUCAAUGAAUUGAUACCAGAACAACAGUGUGCUCUACAGAACCAUUUCCCUGCAUAUAUUGUCCCAUCUUUAACACUAAUGUACAUGCUAGAGAUCUUGUGUUACAGACAUGUAGACACAAUGAGAGCACAAACAGCUCUAGAUGAUCUACAGACCCUGGUUCACUAUGAUCACAGACAGCUUAUACCUUUAGAUUACAGGGACAUAUCCUGGCAGAUUUUGGGGAUCUGUCAACAGUUGACAGGGAACCUCCAGGCUGCUCUAUACUCAUACCAACAAUCUCUCAGACAAGAUCAUGUCCACAAUAUACAAACAGCUACAGAAAUGAGAAUACAGGAAAUAUGUCAAUGGAAUCGCUAAAUCAAUUAUACUAUUAUUAUUUUUCCUCUAUUAAGAAUACUAAAAUGUUAAUGGCUCGUGAAGGAAUAAUAUUUGAUCAAAUUAACCUCAAGGUAAUGUUUUUACACUGCAAAAAAUUAAAAACAUAACAUGAAAUAUGUAUUGUAUGUGUAUAAGCAAUAAAAUAAAUGAACAUGUCAUCAAA